AUGCCAAUUUCAUAUACACCAGCGGCUCAACCCAUUCUAGUAAAAUGGAGUGCAUCUCAUCUGUCGAAUAAUCUUACCAUAUAUCGUCCAACUGAACCACGUCAAUCGAAAAUGUUUGGUGUAUCACAUAAAAGUGGUUUUGCUAUGGCAACUGUAUCCGAAGAUGGAAUGAAACAAAUACAAGGUCAAGUGAUAUGCCGAGCUAUUGGAAAUAAUAAUACUCCUGUACCGGAAAAUGAUGCUCGAUUUAUUGCCUAUGUUGUUCAAGCUGCAUAUGUUAAUUUACCAGUUCGAAAUUUACUUGUUUUAGCUUGUACAAAAAGUAUCCAGAUUUAUGAACCGGAUGGAACAACGAAUCUUCACAUUCAUAUGCUUGAUAAAACUCCUCCCAAUCGAACAGAAUCAUCUAUUUAUUCGCGAGGUAUUGCUGGUGUUGGUCAAAAUUUACUUUGUGUUGGUGAAAUACUCCUAUUUAGCGUUCCUCCAAAAGGUACCAAUAUAUUUUUAAAAGAAACCAUUCCAGCUCAUCAAUAUGGUAUAACAGGUUUAGUAUCAAAUAAUGAACUGUUAAUUUCAAGUGAUACAAAUGGCACAAUAUUAAUCUGGGAUAAUCGUACAAUGUUACAAAAGAAUGUUAUUGAACCAAUGGACGAUAGUGGCAUAACAUCAUUAUCAAUAUGGAAAAAUUGUAUAGCAGCUGGUUAUGCCAAUGGAAUGAUUCGAUUUUUUGAUACUGGAAGUACUCACAUUGCUGGUUCGAUUACUGCACAUGCACGAUGUAUUAAUGCAAUUGAUUGUAAUGAAGAAGGAUUAGUGGCUUCUGUUAGUGAUGAUUGUUAUGUUAGAAUUUGGAAGUUAUCAGGUGAUGCAGAAAAUUUACAGAUUUCACACGAAUGUAAUUAUCAUAUUGAAAAUAAUCAAUUGAUUGGAGUAAAAUUUGUACAUUUAUCGCGUGCUGAUAUAGCCAUAUCGACAUAUGAUUCAAAUGAAAUUAUAGUUCUUCGUGCCUGA
Rotaria sp. Silwood1 is the source of this 1011-nucleotide messenger RNA. Lineage: Eukaryota; Metazoa; Rotifera; Eurotatoria; Philodinida; Philodinidae. The record is from the annotation of a GenBank genome assembly.